Messenger RNA from Sinocyclocheilus anshuiensis, 542 nucleotides. RefSeq names its product transmembrane protein 211-like. Lineage: Eukaryota; Metazoa; Chordata; Actinopteri; Cypriniformes; Cyprinidae. The transcript has 2 exons. The record is from RefSeq and is a predicted model, not a curated record. Gene Ontology annotation, cellular component: membrane. Bases 16 to 471 code for a protein of 151 amino acids.
GUGAGCGCGCUCCAGAUGCACUCGCUGUUUGAUCGGAAUCGGAAAGGGCUGGGAAUCGAUCUGUCUCCGGUCUCGCUGCCCCACGUUGCCGUGAGGAUGUUCAGCUGUGUCGGGUGUUUUUGGGGGCUCCUGUCCUCCGCCCUGGUCGCGAUUUGCAGUUUCAGUUUCAUCUCGCCCGCAUGGAUAGUGAAGGACCAUCUGAAAAACAAGGACUCCGUGAGUUUUGGGCUCCUGUGGCACUGCUCCGAGUCUCUGGAUCAUAUGUACAGAUGUUACACCUUUGGCGGGCUGGGCAAAUUUCAAGAGAUUCCUUCAAGCUCUUGGCAGACGAGUGCGGUGCUGUGUUCAGGUGGAUGUGCUCUGCUGGCAGUCAGCUCCCUGCUGGCCAUCAUCACCAUCUUCCUGCCCAGUGGAGCCUGUGAGAGGAGGAUCUGCACAUUGGCAGGAUACAUGCAGAUGGCUGCAGGUUAGUGUCCGGCUUACUAUCUGACCUCUGAUCAGCUCUUAAACACCAGCCCUUUGAGGACCAUGCUGAGUAGCAU